Messenger RNA from Diospyros lotus (date-plum), 1164 nucleotides. RefSeq lists its product as uncharacterized. NCBI's taxonomy places the organism in Eukaryota, Viridiplantae, Streptophyta, Magnoliopsida, Ericales, Ebenaceae. The transcript is spliced from 3 exons. Bases 1 to 1164 code for a protein of 387 amino acids. The record is from RefSeq and is a predicted model, not a curated record.
AUGGAGGCCCACAAAGAACGCGCUCUCCUCCGCUGUUUCAAGCAAUCAAAUCAACUUGUUCAAAAUUCCUUUGACUCCAUAACGGAAGUGGUUCGAGAGUUGAAGAACUCGUACGAUUCCCUCCUAUGGCAAGAUGAUAUCAAGAGAUUCGUAAAAUUGAUGAUGUUAGAUGGGUGUUUCAUGCUUGAAUUAUUACGAGUUGCAUACCAGCCUAAAAACUAUUAUUCCGAUGAUGAUCAUGUCUUUAGUCGAUAUGGGGAUCUUUAUGUUGUGCCAUUUAUCAGGGUUGACAUGUUGCUGCUAGAGAAUCAGUUGCCAAUGUUGCUUCUACUCAAGCUCAAAUAUAUCUUCAAGAAUGAUGAGCCUGACGUUGAAGAAUUGAACAAGGACAUAUUUCGGCUUUUCGAUCACGACAGUAACAACCUAUGUUAUACAGAAACGAAAAUGGGAAACGUUUCUGAUAAGAAACGAAAACGUGGAAACGGACGUAACAACUACUCAAAGAUGGACAAAUGUUUGCACGUGCUUGACCUCCACCGCAAGGGCCUACUCCACACACACAACCAGCACGGAAAUGCAGCCCCCCAAUCUCUAGAUCAAGGAGAAGGAAAGAACAAGAGGAGCGGCCACAACGUCGUCCGCCCAGCCACGGAGCUCCAUGAGGCCGGCAUCCACUUCAUGAAAAGCGAAAGCAAAAGUCUCCGGGACAUCACCUUCUCAAACGGCAUCUUGAAACUUCCCAAUUUCAUGGUUACUGACGAUACCGAAUUAAUGUUCCUCAAUCUCAUAGCCUUUGAGCGUUGCCAUAUCCCUGCUGGCAAUGACAUCACUUCGUUUGUCGCAUUCAUGGACCGCAUCAUCGACGGCAAGCAAGACAUCAAAAUUUUGAGCUCGAAAGGGAUUAUCGACAACUUCAUUGGGAGUGACGAAGAGGCAGCUGAUUUGUUCAACACAAUCUCCAAGGAUUUGAUCAUGGAGAUGACCGGCAACCUUGACCAGGUGUACACGAAUCUCAUCGUGUACUGCAACAAACCUUGGAAUAAAUGGCGCGCCAAUCUAACUCAAACUUACUUCAGAAGCCCGUGGGCAAUUAUUUCUGUCAUUGCAGCCAUACUCCUUUUCUCUCUUGCUACAGUGCAAACUAUCUUCACCAUCCUAAAUUAA